UCUGGGGGCCCUGUUCCGCCAUCUGGAGGACCUCCACCUCCACCUGGGGGACCAGUAUCUCCACCUGGGGGACCAGUACCUCCACCGGCAAGACCAGUUCCUCCACCGGCGCCACCGACGACCACGAAGCCGACACCGACGACGACACCGACGACGACACCGACACCGACGACGACCCCGACGACGACACCGACACCGACGACGACGACACAGCUGCCGAUAUACCGGGAGCUUCUGUGUACAGUGGGCGAAACCGCAGUCAUAGUGUCCAUGUACCCUCCAGACAGGAUGUGUACGUACUUGUACUACACACACGUGAUCAUCGACGGGAACAACAUAUACGGCGCCAAAAUGCAGAGCAGCUGGCUGAGUUACAAGUAUCGGGCCUUGACAUACCGCAACGUCAAGAUGGGAGUCUCCUUUGACCACCGGUACAUCACCGCGGACAAGAUAAAUAUUGCCGCCAGUGCUUUGGCCAAGCUGUCCGAUAGCAACAUUCGGCACUUCGGCGUGCUCAAUGUCGUCGGGAAGGCCGGUGACAUUCUCCAAGCAGUGGAGUCCAUGAAACCAGUUUUUGAGGAGAUCAAGAAGAACCAUAAUGGCUCGCACAAUGUCAUUGCGAUCGGAAUGCAUGACUACAGUCCUCCGAGCAUGGUCAGCUUCCAACAGGCGGUCAAGCUGGCUGUAGAUUCAUUCGCCGUGGACACGGUCAUCGCCAUAGCUUCAGUCAGCGCGGCGGAGAGUAGAGAGAGCUGCCGCGCCGUGCCUCCGAACGUUCUCUCUAGUUCGCCACAGGCGAAACAGCCGAGCUUGGUCAAGCUCUGGCAUCUGCUGAAAAGGAACGCCACUGACAGACAGGAAACAACGCUGGGACUUUCGUUCGAGAUGGGCACGCUGAUUUACGAGCUGACCAGCGACUACAACAACCUGGCUAGCGCCAUCUACUCUAAAUGCAACGGAACUUCCCUGACAAGCAGGGAAGCGCUCUGCGGAUCGGCGCAGGUCGUCGACACAGCCAAGCAAAAGUUGGGCGCACCGCACCUGACGUACGGUGGAUUCCCGACUGACGGUAACAAGAAGAGAGUCGUCUUCACGGACUACCUGCACACUGCCACUGAAAGGUUCAUGAACGUCAGUGGUGGAACUGGCAGCAGCAACCUUCGUAGUCGAGUGGCCUGGAUGUUGUUCAACGUGCACCUGGGAGACACGGCGCAGAGAUGCGGCGGUAUCCGGACUUUCGAGCUCGAAGAUAAUUUCUGCAGAGCAUUUCUUCCGUCAGGCCAGGGAUGCUGAAGCAAUGCAGGCGAUUUGAAAGGAGGAAGAUCAAAAUGUAAAAGAAAUCAAUUUC
Dermacentor andersoni is the source of this 1348-nucleotide messenger RNA. RefSeq lists its product as uncharacterized. The record is from RefSeq and is a predicted model, not a curated record. Lineage: Eukaryota; Metazoa; Arthropoda; Arachnida; Ixodida; Ixodidae.